Theobroma umbraticum is the source of this 759-nucleotide messenger RNA. RefSeq lists its product as uncharacterized. The record is from RefSeq and is a predicted model, not a curated record. NCBI's taxonomy places the organism in Eukaryota, Viridiplantae, Streptophyta, Magnoliopsida, Malvales, Malvaceae.
AUUAGAUUUACUCACCCAAAGAUCAUUGCCACUUCCCAGGGUCUUGAUCCAAGGUCAACAGCAAAUCUGUUCUCGAACUCUUCUUGUGUGGGUGAAAAAACAAUCAAUGAUGAGGAUUGUUUCAUCCUGAAACUAGAGGCUGAACCCUCAACACUCCGAGCCAGGAGCAGCAGCAACGUUGAGAUAAUCCGGCACACGGUUUGGGGCUACUUCAGUCAGAGAACAGGUCUCUUAGUCCAACUGGAAGACUCCCAUCUCUUAAGAAUCAAAGCCCCCGGAAAUGACAGCAUUUUCUGGGAAACCACGAUGGAGUCCUGGAUUCAAGACUAUAAAACCAUAGAUGGCAUCAACAUUGCACAUGCUGGCAAGACGUGGGUCUCAUUGUUCAGGUUCGGAGAGAACUCCGAGAGCCAUUCCAGGACAAGGAUGGAAGAGGCUUGGACGAUUGAAGAAGUGGAUUUCAACAUAAAAGGGUUGUCCAUGGACUGUUUCCUGCCUCCUGGUGACCUGAAGAAAGAGGAAGAAGGAUAUGGUAUUGUUUCAAGUAAUGUAAGGUUGCCAUUCAAGCUUAGAAAUGGUUCUACUAGGGUUAGUGCUUCCAAAAUAGUUGCCAUUGAUGUUGAUGAAUGUGAUAACUCCUCGGAUGAUGAAGAUUUGUAAAUUUGGUUCCUAAUUUUUGUAAAUAUUACCACUACAAAAGUAUGUAUCCAUUUGUAGUUGCAUAUGGAAAUGCCAAAAUUUUGAGUACUUGAUAUUUUA